Chionomys nivalis (European snow vole) is the source of this 5775-nucleotide messenger RNA. RefSeq names its product integrator complex subunit 2 (gene Ints2). Gene Ontology annotation, biological process: snRNA 3'-end processing. Bases 292 to 3888 code for a protein of 1198 amino acids. The transcript has 25 exons. The record is from RefSeq and is a predicted model, not a curated record. Gene Ontology annotation, cellular component: integrator complex. Lineage: Eukaryota; Metazoa; Chordata; Mammalia; Rodentia; Cricetidae.
AUGGAGGUGCAUGGUGCAGGUUGAAAUAAGUCUUCUCUGCUUCCCCCUCUCUCCCAGCUGUUUCUGCCCCCCCAAGCCUUUGCAGUGUCCCAAUUCUACGACUUGGUUGGUCCCAGCGUCUGAGUUCUUAGUGCCGGAGUCGACCCCGGGCACAGCCGGGGUUUGGUGAUCCGGAUAAUCGCCUAGGCCCAACUUCGGACCGCGCUCUCGAUUUCUGUCUCGUCCGGCGCUCGGACGCGGAAUCCGAGUGGGUCCCUUGAGGCUGGAGGGUAGAUCUUAAGGAUCAAGGCGAUGAUGACUGAGUGUGCCAGCCUUCAGUUUGUCAGCCCUUUUGCUUUUGAAGCCAUGCAGAAGGUGGAUGUUGUUCGCUUGGCAUCUCUAAGUGACCCGGAACUAAGGCUUCUCUUGCCCUGCUUGGUGAGGAUGGCACUUUGUGCCCCUGCUGACCAGAGUCAAAGCUGGGCUCAGGAUAAGAAACUUAUUCUUCGCCUUCUGUCUGGAGUGGAAGCCGUCAACUCCAUUGUUGCUCUCCUGUCUGUGGACUUCCAUGCUCUGGAACAAGACGCCAGCAAGGAGCAGCAGCUCAGGCAUAAACUUGGCGGAGGCAGUGGAGAGAGCAUCCUGGUAUCACAGCUUCAGCAUGGACUGACACUAGAAUUUGAACACAGUGAUUCACCUCGUCGAUUACGGCUUGUGCUUAGUGAACUGUUGGCCAUUAUGAAUAAGGUAUCGGAGUCCAAUGGAGAGUUUUUCUUUAAGUCGUCUGAGCUCUUUGAGAGUCCAGUGUACUUGGAGGAAGCUGCAGAUGUUCUUUGUAUUUUACAAGCAGAGCUCCCUUCCUUGCUUCCUAUAGUUGAUGUAGCCGAAGCCUUGCUACAUGUUAGAAAUGGUGCCUGGUUCUUAUGUCUCUUGGUAGCCAAUGUUCCUGAUAGUUUUAACGAAGUUUGUAGGGGCCUGAUCAAAAAUGGAGAACGACAAGAUGAAGAAAGUCUUGGAGGGAGGCGCAGGACAGAAGCCUUGCGAUUCUUAUGCAGAAUGAACCCUUCUCAGGCCCUGAAGGUCCGGGGCGUGGUGGUGGAAGAAUGUCACUUGCCAGGCCUUGGAGUAGCUUUGACAUUGGAUCAUACUAAAACUGAAACUUGUGAAGAUGGAGUGAGUGACUUGGUUUGCUUUGUUAGUGGCUUGCUUCUUGGAACAAAUGCAAAAGUCAGGACUUGGUUUGGAACCUUUAUUCGAAAUGGACAACAGAGGAAAAGGGAGCCCAGCGGUUCUGUCCUUUGGCAGAUGAGGAGACAGCUUCUCCUGGAGUUGAUGGGCAUUCUUCCUACAGUCAGGAGCACCCGCAUUGUCGAAGAAGCCGAGGUGGAGAUGGAGCCCACUGUGUCUGUGUACUCGGGGCUGAAGGAAGAGCAUGUUGUGAAAGCCAGCGCACUCUUACGUCUGUACUGUGCCUUGAUGGGGAUUGCUGGACUCAAACCAACUGAAGAAGAAGCUGAGCAGUUGCUGCAGCUGAUGACCAGCCGCCCGCCUGCCACACCGGCUGGGGUUCGAUUUGUCUCCCUUUCCUUCUGUAUGCUGCUGGCCUUUUCUACACUUGUCAGCACCCCAGAGCAGGAGCAGCUGAUGGUGGUGUGGCUCAGCUGGAUGAUCAAAGAGGAGGCGUACUUUGAGAGUACAUCAGGGGUCUCUGCUUCUUUUGGGGAGAUGCUGUUAUUGGUGGCCAUGUAUUUCCAUAGCAACCAGCUUAGCGCUAUCAUUGACUUAGUCUGUUCCACUCUGGGCAUGAAGAUUGUGAUUAAGCCAAGCUCCUUGAGCAGGAUGAAGACCAUCUUCACACAGGAGAUCUUUACUGAGCAGGUUGUCACAGCUCAUGCAGUUCGAGUCCCUGUCACCAGCAACCUGAGUGCCAACAUUACUGGGUUUCUGCCCAUUCAUUGUAUUUACCAACUUCUCAGGAGUCGAUCGUUUACUAAGCACAAAGUGUCAAUAAAAGACUGGAUUUACAGACAGCUGUGUGAAACCUCCACUCCACUCCACCCUCAGCUACUUCCUCUGAUUGAUGUGUACAUAAACUCUAUACUUACUCCAGCAUCUAAAUCAAAUCCUGAAGCCACAAAUCAGCCAGUCACAGAACAGGAGAUACUUAACAUUUUCCAGGAAGUCAUUGGGGGUGACAGCGCCCGCCUCAAUCAGCGCUUCAGCAUCACGGCGCAGCUCUUGGUGCUCUAUUACACCCUUUCCUAUGAGGAAGCGCUCCUGGCAAACACAAAGACUUUGGCUUCCAUGCAAAGGAAACCCAAAUCAUAUUCUUCUUCUUUAAUGGACCAGAUUCCUAUCAAGUUCCUUAUUCGACAGGCUCAAGGACUGCAGCAAGAGUUGGGAGGGCUGCACUCAGCUUUACUGCGUCUUCUAGCAACCAAUUACCCACAUUUGUGUAUUGUGGAUGACUGGAUCUGUGAAGAAGAAAUCACAGGGACUGAUGCGCUGUUACGGCGGAUGCUCCUGACUAGUAAUGCCAAAAACCACUCUCCGAAACAACUGCAGGAAGCAUUUUCAGCUGUGCCAGUAAGUCACACACAAGUGAUGCAGAUUAUGGAGCACUUGACUCUACUUUCUGCCAGUGAACUUAUACCGUAUGCAGAAGUAUUAACAUCCAAUAUGAACCAGCUGCUGAAUCCAGGGGUUCCACGGAGAAUUCUUCAAACUGUCAAUAAGUUAUGGAUGGUUCUCAAUACUGUGAUGCCAAGAAGGUUGUGGGUAAUGACGGUUAAUGCACUCCAACCUUCCAUAAAGUUUAUACGACAACAAAAAUAUACCCAGAAUGAUUUGAUGAUAGAUCCUCUCAUUGUCUUGAGAUGUGACCGGAGGGUUCACAGGUGCCCCCCACUGAUGGAUAUUACUCUACACAUGCUGAAUGGGUAUCUUCUUGCAUCUAAAGCUUACCUUAGUGCCCAUUUGAAGGAGACAGCAGAGCAAGAUCGGCCUUCCCAGAACAAUACAGUAGGUUUGCUUGGACAGGCUGAUGCCCCGGAAGUUACCAGAGAAGAGCUGAAAAAUGCAUUACUGGCUGCUCAGGAUAGUGCAGCUGUCCAGAUCCUCUUGGAGAUUUGUUUGCCUACUGAAGAGGAAAAGGCGAAAGGUGCCAGUCCAGACAUGUCCCUCAGGAAUACUCAAAGUGUCAUUACCAGCAGCACACCACAUAAAGAAACGGAGGAAGGAGAAGCCAGUCUGCUCUGUAACCUUCGUGAAGUCCAGUGCCUUAUCUGUUGCUUGCUGCACCAGAUGUACAUUGCAGAUCCCAACAUUGCUAAACUUGUUCACUUCCAGGGCUAUCCAUGCGAACUUCUGCCUCUGACAGUUGCGGGGAUCCCUUCUAUGCACAUCUGUCUGGAUUUUAUACCGGAGCUUAUCGCGCAACCUGAACUUGAAAAACAGAUAUUUGCUAUACAGCUGCUUUCUCAUUUGUGUAUCCAGUAUGCAUUACCAAAGUCACUUAGUGUGGCUCGUUUAGCUGUCAAUGUCAUGGGAACUUUGCUAACAGUCCUAACACAGGCUAAACGGUAUGCUUUCUUCAUGCCGACUCUUCCCAGUCUGGUCUCCUUUUGUCGAGCAUUCCCUCCACUGUAUGAGGAUAUCAUGUCUUUGCUGAUUCAGAUAGGCCAAGUGUGUGCCUCUGAUGUUGCCACUCAGACUAGAGACAUCGAUCCCAUCAUCACACGUCUUCAACAAAUAAAGGAGAAACCAAAAGGAUGGUCUCCAAUCUGUAAAGAUCCAUCUUACAAAAAUGGAUCCAGGGACACUGGAAGCAUGGAUCCCGAUGUCCAGCUCUGUCAUUGUAUUGAAAGCACAAUAAUUGAAAUAAUAAACAUGAGCGUUAGUGGAAUUUGAAAAAAAAAAUUAAACAAAUGAAGCUGUUUGCUGCAUAUCCCCAACAGGAACCUGGCCUUUAUGACAGCUCUAAACGGGUUGGAAACAGUGAGGUCUUGAAACUGCAGAGACGGUUCCAUUCAACACAAGUAUAAUUUAGAACCCUGAGGAUUAUACUUGCUUAUGUUUGAUGGGCAUAUCUGUGGAUCUGCUCUGAUGGUAUGUUUAUAUUAUAGCAGCUGAACUUUUCCAUUGGGAAUACUUUAAGAAACCCGUUUCUAGAAAGGGAUUGGGCCAUGCACUUAGCUUGUGAAAAGAGAUUGCCAGACAUUUAAUUCCUUACAAAAAUGAGCCUGUGGAUAUCCCUCGUAUCUGUGAGUUUUUAACAGUUCUCCACAAAGCGAGAAGGAGAGGACGGAGAAAGAGGGAUGUGGGGAAGGAGUAAUUCAGGAAAAAUUACCAGUUAACUACACAAAAAUCUCAGACUUGUAAUGCAAGAAACAGUAAUGCAGGUGGGAAUUCUAGUUUGUUAGAAACAGUAGUAAGAAGGCUUUAAAAAAGGCAGGUUACCGCUUGCCUUUAGAUCCUAGCCCUAGGGAGAAAGGCAGAGGCAGGUGGAUCUCUGUUUUUGAGGCCAGCCUGGUCUAUAUAGUGAGUUAUAGGACAGCCAGAGCUACAUAAAGAAACCCUGUCAAAAACAAACAAAACAAAAAAAACAAGUAAAUGACUGCCUUGGAGUUAUAGAUGAACAAUAAAAAGAUUUUACAUGUCUGCUUCAAUUUUUCCUAAUAUAUGAAGCCAUAUGUUUAAAGAGAUACUUGAAUAAUUUGAAAUUUUAAGAUACUGAUUGUAAAGUAGUUACAGAAAACAUCUUUGUGCAAAGAAUAACCUGAAAGUGAAUUUCAUUUAUUCUUUUUUAAAUUUAUUUUUGUAAUACUGUAUUAUCUAAUUCUCAGAGGAGCAAAGAUAUAGCAAAUGAAUUUUAGAGCAAUAAACCCCAAUAGAGCUCUUGGUUCAUGAUCAAGAUUAUAACUCAUAUUUUACUUUGAGGAGAUCUUUGAGUAAGAUCUUUGAACCUCAGGAAAAAUUAUAAUGUGGAAAAUACUGUGUUGCUGAUGUUUGCGGUCCUCUGUUGGGAACUUCAUGAUUAAGUAGAUGCAUUCAGAUAACCAUAAUCAUUUUUAAAAAUUAAGUAGCCAGCGUAGAAGGUACUUCUUUGCUCUCUAAGAAAUACCUCAACCAUUUGCCACCCCACUCAAAACAGACUUCUCAUUAAAGAAGGUAGGAAGCUAAAAGGAAAGUUUGUCUUUACAAUGAACAGUUUCUCUUCACCCUCUCCACUAGUACAUAGCCACAUCUCACGUUCCCUCUGCUGCUCCUGACCCUACCUCAUGAAGGUGUUCUAUAAAAACCGCUAAUAGCCGUUUCCAAUCAUGAAGUGCAUAGUAUCAUGCAUGAUGGCAUAUAUAUAAUUUUUUAUUAGAUGCUUAAUGUUCAAUUAAGUAAUUUUGAUGUGAAGAGUAAAAGAAUAUGCUUUACUGAUAUACCAUAAAAUUUUUCAUAUUUUUUAAUGAGGCAGUUUUGUAGUCUCUUAAGAUUAAAUACAACUGCUCCUAUUUUGUUUUUAAAUGAGGCCUUUCUGGAAUGUUUUGUGUGAAUAGUAGAAUCCUUUAGGAAUUCAAAAACGUUCGAAGUAUGUUUUGUAAUGAAAUGCAGUGGAUCAAUUUUCAAAGACUGGUCAUAACCUACUGUGUUAAAGUAAUAACAUAGGCUCUUUUUCAUCCAGUUUGUUGAUGAUGUAAAUAAAGUGUGUAAAUAAUAUUAGUAAAUGUUAAUAUUCAUGUAUCUUAAGUUAACAUUAUAAACUUUGUCACAAUGUGAUUUUUUAUUGACGUCAAAACAGAUGUA